ACAACACGGUUUUCAUUGCAUUCGUUUCUGUCACAGACAUUCACAGUUUCCGGCAGUCCUGCAAGUAAAUAAGCCAGCAGGCUGUUAUUAUUCAGCAGUUCAAUAACUGCACGAUUUGUUUUCUAGUAGACCCUCAUGAAACGUAAGAUUUACACGCAAGGGUUUCGGCAAGAUGGGAUCGAGAGACCUUGUGGCUGGCAUUCAUCUUGGGGCAUCUAGCUGUACUUUAGCGGUGUAUGAUCGCCGCAGUGGCCGCAUCACCGCAGUCUCGGAACCCAGCAGCGGCUUACAGGUAAUACCUAACUGCAUCGCAUUUGAUCAAACGAAUACGGUGGGAAAAUUGCUUUAUGGCAGUGCGGCAAAAGCACACCAAUCAAUCGAACCGAAAAAUUGUGUAUACAAUAUCAAACGUAUCCUUGGAAAAUCUUACCAUCAUGCAGAUGUGGCAGAUCAGAAAAAUUCCGUGUAUUACACGAUUCUCAACAAAAACGGCUCUCCUGUCGUUCAAAUCGAAGAGAACGGCGCACCAGUUUAUUAUUCUCCAGAAGAGAUCAUCGGAAUUAUGUUGUCGUACCUGAAGCAUAUUGCGGAAAAGACAUUCUCGGCAAAGAUUUUUGGCGUUGUAGUAACUGUUCCAGCAAAUUUUAGCAUCGCACAGCGCCAAGCGAUGAAAAAAGCCGCAGAGUUAGCAGGACUGACAGUCAUCCAAAUCUUAAACGAACCGCUUGCCGCUGCGCUGGGCUACUGGAGAGAUAUUCGGGACACACGAAAUGUCCUGGUUUUCGAUUUCGGAGCACAAACAUUGUACGCGUCAGUUGUCGAAGUUGACGAGUCCAGAGAAUUUCGCAUCCGCGCGACAGCUUGUAACCAGCAUCUUGGCGGUGACGACAUUGACCUUUGCUUGGUUCAACACCUUGUGCAGGUUAUUAAAGAUUCAUACUAUACUGACGUUAGCACCAAUGCGAAAGCGCUGUUUCGACUCAGAAACGAGUGUGAAUCCAUUAAAAAAAACCUGAGUUUCACUAGUAAGAAAUUACUCAUGCUGAAAGAAAUCGCCGAAGACCACGAUUUAAUAUCUAAUUUUACUCGUCAGGAACUAGAAACUUUGUGUUCUUCUUUGUUUGGCCGCAUCAUACAUCCAGUGCAGAGGGCUCUGACGACGUCGGGCUUACAGAGCACGGAUAUUUCGAACAUAAUUGUUGUUGGCGGCGGCAGUCGAAUUCCUAAGGUGAAGGAGUUGUUAGAGCAUCACUUUCCUUGUGCAAAAUUGCUUAUGACGAUUGAUCCAUGCCAAGUUGUCGCAGUAGGAGCAGCAGAAUUAGGUGGAUUUCUAUGCUUCGACGAGAGCGAUUUAAACUUUGAGAUAGAUGGUGUAACACUUGCACCAUCUAGUUUUCCGAAGACGUCGCAGUGUACAGCGAAAUACUCAUCAGUGAAUUUGAAGCCACAGGUGUUAAAGAAAGUUGACUACCGGGCACGUAAACACGAAACAUAUUUGGCCAAAUUAAUUCAAGCGGAAAAGUCUCACGUUGAGCAUUUAACUGCGUUAAGAGAAAAUUUUUACCAGCCAAUACUAAGCUGCCAACUAGUUCCUCUGGAUAUUCUGAACCAAAUAUUUCCAAAUAUUGAGGAAAUUAUUUUUCUGCAUGCUGAAUUUAGUCGGAAUCUGCAAAAAAGCGCAACGGAUAUUGCUUCGUUAACGGCUGGAGAUGCACUGGCUUCCCGAUUCAAUGGCCAAAACGGUAAAGAGUUUCAACGAGCAGUUUCUGCAUUUUGUCAGCACCAGCGUAAAGGAUUCGCAUCUUUAACGGACGAUCGCAACACGUCCACCGUGUUAACACGUCAAUUGCAAAUUUGCGCUGAGCGUUUGCUAUGUUGGAACCUGACAUUAGAAGACAUCACUUCAGUCGAAGUCAAGAUAUUGGCCAAGUAUUCAAUUUUUAUAAAGAAACUGAUGAAAUAUUGUAAUGUGCAUGAUACCCUUGAAAAGGAAAGAUUUUCUUGUGCGUUGACGGAGUGUGAGACAAUUCUUUCCAGUGUGCAGCAGCCCCUUAACAGUAUGGAUGAAACUUGGAACCAGAGUCGAUUAAAGCAUGUAUUGGCAAAAAUGGAUACAGCGCCAUUCAUAGAACGUUGCAAGAAACUAAAUUUGUCUCAGCUAUCAAACCUUCAGGACCGUUGCCUGCUGUUUAGUGGAGAUCUAACCUGGCGCUUGCCGAGCAAGAUUGUCAACUUGCAUGUGCUGCUUUUGGACAGCAUGAUUUGGCUUGUUACCAAAGUCGAUGGAAAACUGGUCCUGAAAUUCCAUUCUCCAUCGAGAUCUGGAUACAAUAAAAGCUUUCGACGCAGUUUACCGGCUGAAACCUGGAAUCCUGUUUUGUCGCUUGACAGUAUUCACGUGAAAAGCAACGCUUUGGAUAGCUUAGCCUUCUUUUUAUUGAUCAAUGUGACUCAAGCAGAUGCUAAAAUGUAUGAAAUGCUUGCGGCCACAGCGUCCGAACAAACGGAAUGGGUAAAACGGAUAACCGAAGCCGUAGCAAAGGUAUUCAAAACGAAGGACGUUUCGGUGAAAGCCGAAUCAUCAAAAUAUUUGCCUGAAAAGCCGUCUACCGAGACGGAAGAUAAACUAGAUACGGUGGAAAACAGUGCGGUUGUCCAGAAACCAUCACACCGGGAUUUGCAAAGUCUGCAGUCAUUUUCGCGGCAGUCACCUGCCUCAAACCUACGGAGCAGCAAAUCGUUUUCGGCUUUCAAAGGAAGUGUUCUAACAAAAAUUCGCGGUUUAAUACAACCCGGUAGCAAUAUCACUGAAACAUUUGGUUGCAGUUGGCAGUACAGUUACCGCCAAAGCGAUUAUAUUGGCCGAGGCGCUUUUGGCAUUGUUUAUAAAGCCAAAAUAACCACCGCAAGCUCAACAAAAGAAUUCUUACGAAACCGAAGCACUAAGCAGAAUUUACUGGCCGUCAAAGUCACUCAUUUGCACAAGGAAGCGGAACUGGUGGUGAACCCCGAACGCUAUAAAAAACUUCAACGGCAAUUCAGUAUUCUGGUUCACCUAAAGCACAAGAAUUUGGCGGCCUAUCACAAGAUCACCGUGCGCAAUUCGGAUGGAGGAUCGUUCGUGGAGCUAUUGAUGGAUUAUUAUCCCGAAGGAGACAUGGCCGCUUUAUUGGAAACAAUAAAGUCAAACCAUUCUUCGCUUGACCCAAGCUCAGCAAUCCGGUUCGCACUCGAAAUUUCCCUCGGACUGGAUUUUUUGCAUAAAAAAGGGAUUAUUCAUGGAGAUUUGAAAACAGAAAAUGUGCUCGUGAAGCGUUCAAAAUCAGGACGAAAAAAGCUUUUGAUUAGCGAUUUCGAUGACCUCGUCCCUAUGCAACGCAGUGUGACCUGUUCCGGCGAUAUGACACACACCCGUGGCACAAUACGGUAUAUGUCACCUGAGAUGCUCAAGAAUUACUUGGGAUGGCCGACCGUGUCUCCUGGCCGAAAAACCGAUGUCUGGAGUUUAGGCUGUAUCAUGCUGGAUUUAGGCAGCUCUGUUACUCGCGAAUACAAGAAAUGGUUACAGCGUUCCAGUGCGGAUGAACUAGUUGAAUCCGGCGAUAAACUCUCUAAUUGGCAGUACUGUACCCUGAUACUUGAUGGCUACGCUCCGUUAAUUAUAAAAUCGUUUCCGGAAAAGCUAAUACAGUGUGUUCAAAAAAGCCUGUGUCAUGUCAGUGGAAAUAGGGCUUCUGCCGAAGAACUAGUUGAUUUGCUAACGGCGGAGAAGCUUCUGAUAUUGUAUUUUGAAGUCGAAUCCUUGGAGAGCCAUAUUCCAGUCACAGGAGAUACGAGUAUAUUGUCGUGCAAGCCAUACUCAGUGCGCUUGGUCUACCCGUUUAUGUUUAAUCAUUCUCAAAAAAUCCUCCAACAAUUUCCAUUGCCAGAGGAACUGCGGAAAGAGUCUUUCUGUUCGUUUAUAUCGAUAUAUGACAGUAAAAUAGCCUGUCAAUUACAAAAUUCAAAAAGUGGAAAACUUGAAAUAAUUGUAUGGGAUACAAAUAGACAUUCCUGGCGUUCGGUGUGCCUUCAAGACUCGCUGGGGUACAUGUCUGUUCCUGUGGCUGUGAAAGACAAAAUUUUUUUCUGGGAUAGUUCCUGCCAGGCCGAUGGGCGUCUAUUGCUAAAAGCUGUUGAUUUCAAGACUCAGACUAUCGCUGAGAUGGCACUCAUACCGCAUGCAAAAGAGAUCUGGCGAAUAGAUUGUGGUGCACGAUUGGGUCACAAAAUAGUGUACACAGGCAGUCGGCGAUUCGAUCAUACAGGGUUUACCGGAUUAGUGCUAAUCUGCUUUAACACUCUGACCAACGGCUGGGAAACGGCUUUCCCAGAGCUACCUGAAACAAUUCGCCGGCGUAGCUAUGCGGUCUCCGUGUUGCACGAUAAUAUUUACGUACUGGGUGGAUUCUCUUCGUCUUCGAAGCUGCCUCUGUCGUCCUGUGUACGCCUCAACUUGCUUUCCGGGAAAUGGGAGGAAAUUUCGGAUCUGUGUCGACCAAGGUUUGGACAUUCUGCAUUUGUCCUAAAUCAUUGCAUAUAUGUGCUAGGUGGACGACAUUCUGCGGAAGAAACCCUGUCAGAUGCGGAGGUACUGAGUCUACUGACAAAUCAAAAUGCAGCCUGUUCAGGGGAAAUAUACGAUCCGGAAAGUGAUAAAUGGUCGGAAUUCGCUAUCCCGGCACCUGACUACGAAAAUAAACAGUUCUCUUUCUACAGUGCAAUAAAACUGUGACCGUGUUCACUGUUUCCCGCUACAAGUCAUUAAGUAUAAAUCAGCAUAGAGUGUUGAUUGUUAUUAGCUGUUGCUGAAAGACCUGCCCGUCCUGGUUCUCUAUUGUUUCCUUGUGAGCCGCUAGCGAUGUCACCUUUUCUCGAACGAUGCUUAGUUUCGACUCGGUUUAGCUGCCAUCUGUGCAUUGCUACGUUGAAGAUCCUUCUGCCGGCUGCCCUUCUGUGUUGGUUAUUUCCUUUUGCUCAAUAACUUCAAAACUUGUAUGUUAAUCAUUUUACUUUGCUCAAUAAAGAGGG
This is a messenger RNA of Paramacrobiotus metropolitanus, 5070 nucleotides long. RefSeq lists its product as uncharacterized. Gene Ontology annotation, cellular component: nucleus; cytosol. Lineage: Eukaryota; Metazoa; Tardigrada; Eutardigrada; Parachela; Macrobiotidae. The transcript has 5 exons. Gene Ontology annotation, molecular function: guanyl-nucleotide exchange factor activity; protein binding; ATP-dependent protein folding chaperone. The record is from RefSeq and is a predicted model, not a curated record. Bases 173 to 4774 code for a protein of 1533 amino acids. Gene Ontology annotation, biological process: protein folding; protein phosphorylation.